Messenger RNA from Pristis pectinata (smalltooth sawfish), 3402 nucleotides. Its product is annotated as inositol 1,4,5-trisphosphate receptor-interacting protein-like. The record is from RefSeq and is a predicted model, not a curated record. The coding region runs from base 143 to 1759 and encodes 538 amino acids. NCBI's taxonomy places the organism in Eukaryota, Metazoa, Chordata, Chondrichthyes, Rhinopristiformes, Pristidae. The transcript has 2 exons. Gene Ontology annotation, cellular component: membrane.
GUGGUAUUGUCCCGCCUCAGCACUGCGAGCACAGGGAGAGGCGGCGCUUCCCAGAAAUGGCAGCGUGAACCGAGCGGCGCCGCCCGUGGAGCGACGCCCCGGCACCGGCUGAAGCGGGCUUCGGGGGCCACGGUCGACCAGGAUGCCAGCUCUGUUGGGGCUUUUCAGCGUGUGCCUCCUGGUGAUCACGGGGAGCUUGUACCACCCCCGCCUCCUGAGUGAUGAAGUAGAGAGUGAAGAGGUCCGGUCAAGAAUGAAGGAGCAGGAGGUUCAGUACAAGCUGGAGAUGGAGCGGCUCCAGAAAGAAGUGGAGGAGAAAAGUAACCGUGAUCAUAAUGUGAAAGUCAAUACGUUUGCAAAAGCGGAGGAUCCAGAGAAGAUGGAUUGGAACACCUGGAAUAUUCUCUUAAUGGUCACAAUUCUGUUCCUGGAACUGUGGAGAAAAGACACAUGGCCACAUAUUCCCCAUGACUAUAACAGUGAGGAAGAGGAGGAAGAAGAAAAGGAAAAUGAGUUUCCUCAAAGAAUUUACAGCAACAUUUUAAACAUUCCUGAUAAAAGCGUGCUGGAUCAGUUUUACAACAUCUGCAUUGAGAACGUGAGCCAAGAGCCAAUGCAGACCUGUGAAUUUGUAGAAAGUUUUGUGGACAAUCUUUUGGAAGCCUGCAGAAAUCUUUGUCAGUGGGACUCUGAGCUGAUCCUUGAAGACUGCCUGGGCAUUGGGAGUCAGUUUGAAAAAUGGGGCUGCAAGACGCCAUCCGUAUAUGAUAUUUUGGUUCCAAUUUUUCUCCAGGAUGGAUAUUGUUUUAAACCGGAGAUCUGUUGCUGUGACAUCCCACCUGAUAAACAGAAUUAUGGCAGGAUUCUCAUGGUCACACCAAACAGCGCUGAGUUGGGCUGUCAGUGUAAAACCACAGAACUUGAAGGAGAUGUUCUUUGCCUUAUUCACAGCAAGAGAUUUGAAUCUGAUGUUCAUGCCAAUUGCCUAGCUUCUAUCAUGUGCUCCGACUGGUACUUGGAUUAUAAGAAAGUUGUGAAAUGGUUAAGGGUUGCAUUAGCUCAAUCCUGGAACAAAAUUUGUCAUAAAUAUGACUUUGUACUUACCUUCCACAAUAUUACUGGUUGCUGUGGUUUAAAAGUCCAAUAUCAGUCAGGACGAACCAUUCACAUAAAAGUCUUCCCUGCUGUGAGACUGAAGGAUUCGGAUGUCUAUCUUGUAUCUAGUUUUUCAGAUUACUCCAAGGAUAAUACGCUAUCCACUACCUACUGGCACAUUUCUUGUGCUGUCUGUGAGUAUAGGUUUCUGAAAAUCAUGGCCAAAAAUGUCCCUAAAAGCAGCUGUCACCUCAAGUGUCUUCAAAUAUUGAUCUUUCUAACUGAAAAGCUGCGCAGUUCUCCAGAUCAGCGAUAUGUUCUUGGGUCUUAUCUUUUUAAGACGAUCCUUAUGCAUCUGUUGUUAAGUCAGCCAUAUUCAAACUGGCAUGAAUGUCACCUGGAACAUAGGCUUAGAGAUGUUUUGAAAUAUCUUGGAAAAUGCUUGGAUGAGAAACGGCUCCACCGAUUUAUGAUCGGAAAUCAAACCUUUCCUAAGCAAAUUGGAAUUCCAGAAAUGCUUCUGCAAGCAGAACCUAUAAACCUCUUCCGGUCAUUUGUAACAGAGCGUGAUUCUUACAGUCAGGCGCUUAUGGAAUAUCAGAAAAUAUUGAGGGACAUGGGUCCGUUAAUGAUGGAAUGCAUUAAAGAUAAUACAGUCAGCUGACUGAAAACAUUGCCUUUGCUCCCAGGUUGGGAGCAGAAUUAUUUAAGAUGUGUAAUAUUUACAGUUCUGCUAAGAGUACAAUCUAAUAGAUGUGUUAUUUAUAUCCCAUUCAUUCCUGUUGUCCCUUACUUGGCCAAAUAUUUCCUCUCUUGGGUGAUGGUGGGAGGUUCACUAUUUUGGAUAAUUCCAAUGCAUCAGCCACCACUUUCAUCCCCCUCAUGGGAUAUUCGCCACCUACUUGUAAAUCUUGAUGUUUCAAAGAUAAUAAAAGUGACAGUAUACUGAGGAUUCCCACUACCUUUCUAGAGAGUUGCAUGUGAAUUAGCCCUCCUCUUGAAAAUGUAAUUGAGUGGUUUUGUGAGACGCCAUCGUCAUUCCAAAUGGGAUAGGCUGGCAGUGAAUGGCCUGGUUUUUUCCCAAAGGGGUAAAUUAAGCAAUGUGUCAGUCUGUGUUUUGCUCUAGUACUUCUACAGGGAUGUAAUCAGUAAAAUUUAAGCCAAACCAACAAUUUAGUGUGGCCAAACUUCUAAUUCUUGCUCAAUGCAAUGCAGAAAUCCUGAUUCAUUCACAAAGAGUUCAUCGAAAAUGAAUUGUACAAAAACAGCUGAUUCUCCAAUUAUUACAAUAUGUCAAAGUAUUCAUUUUUUGCUGUGUUAUGUUUUUCAUAACUUCAGUACCAAGUUUAUGAAAUGUGAAACUUCACAGCAAAGAUCUUAAGCAUAAAUUAUACAAGACUUCACUAAGAAACUGAAAGAAAGAGAAUGUGCUGAUAUUUGUAGGCCAUGACAGUUUUCUCCAUGGAUUUUUAUUUCCUGGGUUUUUUUUUGUUCAUGGGAGGGUGUAUUCUGCAAGAAAAAAUAAUAUUUUUACAAGGGGAUCAUGAGGUUUCUAAAAUAAAGGAGGUUGCUUCUCAACCAGAUAUUAUUGGAGACACAAGAGACUACAGACGCUGUAAACUGGAGUAAAAAACAAACUGCUGGAGGAACUCAGUAGGUCAGGCAGCAUCUGUGGAGGCAGAGGGAUGGUUGACGUUUUGGGUUGAGACCCUGCAUCAGGACUUCCCUCCUUUUACCAGAGAACACAAGCUUUAAGGUUUAGUUGAUGUGUGUUUCUGGGGAUGAACAUGAACCAAGUACAUUGGAACGCCACUGCAACUGCUUGUCGGAAUUGAGGUGGGCUGAUUUAAAUGUACCUCAAUGUAAGCUAAAAAUGUGCUCCAAAUGAGGAUAGACUUUUCUAAACCUUUCCCCAGGCAAGGUUCAAGAAAAUUUGUCCUUUUGACAGGUGUUCCCUCUUGCCUCUUACCACAUUUUUAAAAAUCUUUGUAUUUGUUCCAACAAACGUACACUAUUCCUUGUUUCAUCAUUGCAUUCAAAUGAAAAUUCAUGCAAUCCACUACUCACUAACAUAUCUUUUUAAAGAAAUUAAUUAUGAAACCCUAAAUUUCAUCCUUUAACACAUUGAUUUUUUUUCAAAAUAACUCAUUAUCUUUGAUAUUUUGUUCAAGCUUGAUAUUUUGUACUAAAGGCCUUGGCAUUCAACCACAGUGAUUUUAGUAAUUGCCAUGUUCCUGUGUAAUGUGUGUAUAACAGGGUGAUGUCUAUUAUACUCUGUUUUACAUUAAAUAAACAUUUUUUAUAUUU